GUUGACGUCAUCGUCCUCCCAGUGACUGCUGUUAUCAAGAUGGCGUUACGGCCAGGUUCUGGAGGAGGUAGCAGUUUUAUGUAUUCGGUUGGAGGGGGCUUGGGACCACCACAAGGUAUGGUACCCAUGCAGCAGCAACAGCAACAGCAGGGCUUCCCGAUGGUUCAAGUCAUGCAGCCUAACAUGCAAGGGAUGAUGGGAAUGAACUUUGGUGGCCAAAUGCCACCUGGAGCUAUGCCUAUGCAGGGUGGGAUGGCUAUCGGCAUGCAGACCCCUGGGAUGCAGUUUUUAGGACGGCCACAGUUUAUGGGUAUGAGGCCUGCUGGACCUCAAUACACUGCAGACAUGCAGAAACAAAUGGCUGAAGAGCACCAAAAGCGUCUGGAGCAACAGCAGAAGAUGCUGGAGGAGGACAGGAAAAGGAGGCAAUUUGAGGAACAGAAACAGAAGCUGAGGCUGCUCAGCAGUGUCAAACCUAAGACAGGAGAGAGGAGUCGUGAUGACGCGUUGGAAGCAAUCAAAGGCAACCUGGAUGGUUUCAGCAGAGACGCAAAAAUGCAUCCAACUCCAUCAUCACAGACCAAGAAACCAGACUCAUCGCCAUCACACUUGCGUGUCACCACUCACUCCCUCCCCCCGACAUUGUCAGAGGACACUGAUGAGUUUAGUGACUUUCAGGGGCCUGUAGAUGCCUCUGCCUCCUUCCCCUCCUCCUCCUCCACAUCCUCCACUUUCUGCCUCUCGUCUCAGGUCCAGGCUCCAACCUCAUCUCCGAAAGCAGGUUCCUCUGAGGACAAUGAUGAAUUUAGUGACUUUGUUCAGGGACCUGUAAAUACCCCUUCAUCCUUCCCUUCCUCUGAUUACCACCUCUCCUCUCAGCACCAUGUCCAACCUUCACCUCCAUCCCUUAAAGUGGGUCACUUCUCCUCUUCUUCCACCCUUCCUCAGUCUAUCCCUGCCUCUGUGUCCAUUCCCACUACCACCCAACACUCUGCUGUCAACACAAGCUCCCAAUCUACAUGUCAAGGCCCAUCCUUGGAAGAGAAGCUAUUCUCCUCAUGUGAUCUUACUGCUGAUAAGACGGCCCACGUUAGCUUUAAAUCCAAGCCGUGUUUGGCCAAAAUGGCUCCGAGAGCUAAAGUUUCCGCCCAAUUUCACACCAGCACCAAAGCACGGAACUGGGCUGAGUCCCCUGCAGACUUGAGUUCUGUCUUCAUUGCAGAAGUGCUACCUGUGGCCCCAGUAUCAGCGUCCGGCGCUCCCCCAUCAGCUGCUGACUCAUCCUCACAAACCUGUAGUCACAGUGCAGGUGUUGGCGUGUAUCCACAACAAGAGCACAUCCAGCCCAUGCUGCCAAGCUGGGUUUACAAUGAGGCACUCAUCCCAGAAAUGUUCAAGAAGGUACUUGAAUUCACCAUGACUCCAGCGGGCAUAGACACAGCCAAACUCUACCCAAUCCUAAUGUCAUCAGGUCUUCCCAGGGAAGCACUGGGCCAAAUCUGGGCUUCAGCCAAUCGCACAACACCUGGAAUGCUGACUAAGGAGGAGCUGUACACUGUGCUGGCAUUAAUUGGUGUGGCACAGAGUGGCCUUCCAGCAAUGAAUGUUGAAAUUUUGAGUCAGUUCCCAUCCCCACCAGUGCCCACCCUGCCUGCCAUGGCCAUGGCCAUGGCCCCUGUCAUGCCCCAGCACCAGCAGCCUAUGAUGGCCCAGGCCCCCGUCUCCAUCUCCAUGCCCACAACAGCACCACCAGUCAUGUCCAUGACUGCUGCGGCGCCCACAGCUCAGACAUCCACAAACGCUAAUUUCAUUCCCAGUUUCCCUCCUACACAGGGAACCAAAGCUGAUGAUGAUGACUUCCAAGACUUCCAGGAGGCUCCCAAGGCAGGAACAGGAGACCAGUCCUUCACUGAGUUCAAGGGGGAGUUGGGGAGUGCCUUCCCCAUGACCAUAGCACCUCCACACCAAAACAGUGCGACUUCCAUGCUGACACCAGUGACUGGUUCCUCCACCUCUAGCACAUCGUCUGAUAAGUAUGCAGUCUUCAAGCAGCUGUCGGCAGAUCAGCCUUCAGAGUCCACCCUUCCUGCCUCAGAUGCUGCAGACAAAUACAGUGUGUUCAGGCAACUUGAGCAACCUGCUGAUAAGAAACCUGUCGGGGAAGGAUUCACAGAUUUCAAGUCGAUCAGCACUGAUGAUGGCUUCACAGACUUUAAAACCGCCGACAGCGUCUCUCCACUAGACCCUCCAGAACAGUCCAAGAUCUUUCAGCCUGCCUUCCCGUCAGCUUUCUCUAACUCUCAUUCUCUGCAACAAGUCCCGCAACAGUCACAACAGCCAACAGUCUCAGUUUCUCAACAUAAAAACCCCCUCAACAUGGCCGACCUGGACCUUUUCUCUUCUGUGGCUCCCUCAGCUCCUGCACUUACUGAAUCAAAACCCAGCUCAUUCCCCUCUGCAUCUGUACCCCCGUCUUUAGUGCUGCUGCCAGGUGGAGCCAAGCCUCCAGGGGGCGGGGCUGAUGACUUUGGUGACUUUGCUCUGUUCGGCUCCUCUUCCGAUGCUGCUCAAGGAUCAGCGGCAGGAGGGGCUGUGACAGCGCCACAGGAUGACUUUGCAGACUUCAUGGCUUUUGGCAAUUCAGGUGGGGAGUCUAAAGACGAGGGUAGUGUCGGGGUUCACGGGGAGACCUCCACGCAGCAGCGGCCUCACCAGCGCAGCUCAGACAAGUUUGAAGUAUUCAAACAGCUGACUCUGGAUGGGGUUCUGGCCUAUGAUGACACGAAGGAGAGUGGCGGUGGCUCCUUCUCUUCUCUCAAGAGUGACACAGAUGAUUUUAGUGAUUUUCAGUCCUCAAAGUUCUGCACAGCACUUGGGGCUUCAGAAAAGACUUUAGUGGACAAGGUAGCAGCUUUCAAACAAGGCAAGGAGGACUCUGCUUCAGUCAAGUCGUUAGACCUCCCAUCCAUUGGGGGCAGCAGCGUAGGAAAAGACGAUUCUGAAGAUGCGCUCUCAGUGCAGCUGGACAUGAAGUUGUCGGAUAUGGGCGGAGACCUGAAGCACGUGAUGUCGGACAGCUCUCUGGAUCUGCCUAGUCUCUCAGCCCACCAGCCCCCCGCUACAGAAGGAGACGACAUGAAAUUUGACCCUUUUGGGACAUCCGGUCUCAGCAGUCUGGCCAGCUAUGACUGGUCAGACAGGGAUGAAUGUGUGCCUGGUGAGGUCAGGAAGCCUCAGAGUUUGGAAUCAGUCCCCUUUCCCUCAUUUGUCCCGGCCCACAAGAAGGAGUUGUCCAUUGGCAGCAUCGAAAACAUCCCAGGUACCUCCAUAACAACAGGAGCUUCACGUUUUGUCAACGAGGACAGUGCAACAGUAGAUGACAAGUUUGAAGCCUUUGCUGACUUUGUUUGCGGUGAACAAGAUGAUGGAGAUGAGAAGGAUGACUUUGGAGACUUUGCAAGCACGGUCUCUGAGAAGUCAGACUCACCCACCGCCACAACUGAUACGUGCAACGAGGGCAACCAAAGCGAGUCCACUGAUGAGUUUGGAUCCUUCCAGGGGGACAAGCCAAAGUUUGGCAAAUCUGACUUCCUCAAAGCCAGUGCUCAGCCCAAAGUCAAGUCCAGUGAAGAGAUGAUUAAGAACGAGCUUGCGACCUUUGACUUGUCUGUUCAAGGCUCUCACAAACGCAGUCACAGUUUGGGUGAGAAGGAGAUUGGGCAUUCGCCUCCAUCUCCAGCUUCAGAGCAGCCGUUCAGAGACCGAUCCAAUACUUUGAGUGAGAAGCCCGCCUUGCCGGUGAUCAGGGACAAGUAUAAGGAUCUGACUGGGGAGGUGGAGGAGAGUGAGCGCUACGCGUACGAGUGGCAGAGAUGUCUGGAAAGUGCUCUAGAGGUAAUUUCCAAAGCUAACAACACCCUGAACAGCAUCAGCAGCUCGUCUGUGUGCACUGAAGUCAUCCAGUCGGCUCAGGGCAUGGAGUACCUCCUGGGGGUGGUGGAAGUAUAUCGUGUUACCAGGCGUGUGGAGCUGGGCAUCAAAGCUGCAGCCGUGUGCUCUGAGAAACUGCAGGAGCUUCUUAAAGACAUUAGCCGCGUGUGGAACAACCUCAUCAGCUUCAUGUCAUUAGCUAAACUCGCGCCUGAUGAGAGCUCCCUGGAUUUCUCCUCUUGUAUUCUGAGGCAUGGCAUCAAGAAUGCCAAGGAGUUGGCCUGUGGCGUGUGUCUGCUCAAUGUCGACGCUCGCAGCAAGAACAAAGAACGCACUCUCGGACGUCUGUUUAAACGAGCAUUGGCUAAAGACAGUGACAGGAGGUUAAGGGCGUUCAAUUCUGAGACAGACAACUUCAAGCUGCUGUAUGGCGGACACCAGUACCACGCCAGCUGUGCCAAUUUCUGGAUUAACUGUGUGGAGCCCAAACCUCCAGGCCUCAUCCUGCCUGACCUGCUCUGAGCGAGAGCUGAGGCUGCCAUGGCAACGAGCACGAGGCAAACGACAUCAGAUAAGUCGAGCGGCUGGGCGCCUCGCACUGUGUGGGCUCUGACCUUGAGCUGUGGCUUAGCGCUGUGAAGGAUGUUUAAAGUCACUGGAUCCUCCCUUAUUUAUCCAUCUGAACACUUUCUCCUGCUGCCGCACUUUGAUCCUCAGCCUGUGUUCACGAUCGAACGUGGGGCCUCAUUUAUCAAGACGCACAUGGAAAUAUGAUCGUCUGCAGAUACAGAAAAGGUGAAAAUUAUGUAUGCCAUUCAUUUUGAAACUCAGGAGGGAUCAAUACAAAUCACACAUAUUGAGAAAUAUGAAAUAUACAUUCUGGCAUUAUCGUUAUGUAAACUGUAAAUGUGACUUAAAUAAUUCAGUUCACAUUCAGUUUUUCCAUCUUAAUCAUAUUCAGACAUCAGCAUUCAAGCCUCUCAGUUCUCUGCUCAUCUUAUAGGAGCAGACUUUUUUAAAUAAAGAAAAUUAUUUUAUUUGAAUAUUUCUAGUAACAUUAUAUAUAGGUAGAUCCUCAUUUCUUUUUUUUUUUUUUCAUCCACAUUGACACACUGCCAGUUUUAAGACUGCCAUUUUUGGCAUUAUAUUCUGUUGCACCACACAUUCUCUGUCUUGCAGCAGUGUAAGCUAGUUCAAGGGGCAGCUCAUGUUUUAAGGGUAUUUGAUGCUACUUACGGUUGCAGAUAUAUCUGACAUUUAAAGGUCUAGACCCGAAAUAUGAGACAGCCAAGCUGGCCACAUUUCUUCAAACAUUUUGUACCAUUAAUUUACUGACAAGGAAGUUGAUGGAGUUGUCGUGUUGCUAUUUUGGGUAUACAUUGUCUUUCAUUGCCCUGUUAAGUGCCAUGGAGUAACUUCCUAAACCAGUUAUUCAAAAAAAAAAAAAGAUUUCUCUCAAACACAGUUUGU
This is a messenger RNA of Thalassophryne amazonica, 5400 nucleotides long. It is a transcript of the gene synrg, whose product is annotated as synergin, gamma. Bases 40 to 4452 code for a protein of 1470 amino acids. Gene Ontology annotation, cellular component: clathrin coat of trans-Golgi network vesicle. The transcript has 24 exons. The record is from RefSeq and is a predicted model, not a curated record. Lineage: Eukaryota; Metazoa; Chordata; Actinopteri; Batrachoidiformes; Batrachoididae. Gene Ontology annotation, molecular function: protein binding.